Molecule: messenger RNA, 1136 nt
Organism: Darwinula stevensoni
Lineage: Eukaryota; Metazoa; Arthropoda; Ostracoda; Podocopida; Darwinulidae
Source: the annotation of a GenBank genome assembly
AUGUCCAGAGCUGCGAAAGGAAGGUCCUCGAUGAAGCUGUAUCUCGGUGAGACGGGCCGAAGAAGGAAGACAAUAGCCGCUGAGUUUCUCAAAGAACCACUUCACCGUGUUCUGCACGGUCUCUUCCAUCUCCAGCCCUUCUUUCCAAGAGACAGCCCGAUCGCGGCCGAUGCCUUCCUCCGUCGGCUGGGGGCGUUGCGACACUGCGCGGACGCUGCGCCGAGGAUGCAGCCGUGGAAACGGGGCCUCGUGAGAGACAUCUGCAGGACACUGCUGCAACCGCGUCCCCGCAAGACGAUAGGCGAGAGUUCUGUGGUGACUGAUCACCAUCCGCCGAUCGCGUGGUUUUGCGGCCCAGGAAGAGGCACAGUUGCACGCUGCUUCGCUUUUCGUCAUUUCCGCAUUCGCUUCGUCAUCACGGAGGAGAAAGGUGACAGGGACAAGGGAGGGAAAAUGGGUGGCCUUCGCCUCGUCGAUCGUUUUUCCGCUUUCCAGCCUAAAGACACAAAGCUAACGUCUUUCCUGGCACUAAAAGUGAAGUUCGUGGGUCGAGCGAUCCAAAACAAAUCGUUCCACGACCGAGCAGAGAGCCUUCGAUGGUCCCGGAAUGAGAUCGCCGAGCGGGAGAUCUGCAAGCUCGUCGCUCGAUGGAAGGGCGAGACCGUGUGCGAUGCCGGAGGAGGUUGGAGGUCUUUUCGGAUGUCCUUGUCCUCGGAUGAUGCAACGCAACGUCGUGUCUCGAGGAUUCGGGCUAACGACCUCGAUCUCCAGUCAUUCAUUGAUUCGGCCGUCCAAGUUCUUCUCCGGAUGCUCAAGUUAGCCAGUCAUGACGUCAUCGUGCCAAAAUUGGCAUAUCGGAAGGCGGAGAAGUUCAAUUCCAUCAGUUUCUAUGUGCAACAAGUACAGAGGCGUGAAUUAAAAAUACAGCGAGUGACGCAUGCAUGUGUGCGCGGACACACGUCGGACCUGGUUAGCUUGCAAUGGCUUCCAGAUUCCACGAGAGGAACUGGGGACUUGAAGCGAGGGGCCAUGGGCAACGAUAUCGAUCCCGAGGAAUACCCCUUCAUGAGCAUGGGUUCGUUCUGCCUUUAAUAAUCAUCUUUUAAUUAUCAAAAUCCACCACAUUUAUCAGGACA